Messenger RNA from Thlaspi arvense, 1249 nucleotides. NCBI's taxonomy places the organism in Eukaryota, Viridiplantae, Streptophyta, Magnoliopsida, Brassicales, Brassicaceae. The record is from the annotation of a GenBank genome assembly.
CCAAUCUAUAUCUCUCUCUCCUCUUCUUAAAACUUGCUUCUUCAUUCUCUUCUCAUCAGUCUGUAUUUUCUAUCAAAUCAGACCACAACCUGUUUUAUUUCUCCCAAAUCCGAAAUAAGUUUCCCAAGUUAUUGGAUAUUUUCUCAUAUCCGACAAAGCUUUUAAAUUGAUUUUUUUUUUCUUUUGUGGAAGAAAAAUGAGUUGCAAUGGAUGUAGAGUUCUUCGAAAAGGUUGCAGCGACACAUGCAUCCUUCGUCCUUGCCUUCAAUGGAUCGAAUCCGCCGAGUCACAAGGCCACGCCACCGUCUUCGUCGCUAAAUUCUUUGGCCGUGCCGGUCUCAUGUCUUUUAUCUCCGCCGUACCUGAACCAAACCGCCCUGCUUUGUUUCAGUCGUUGUUGUUUGAAGCGUGUGGGAGGACGGUGAAUCCGGUUAACGGAGCGGUUGGGAUGUUAUGGACCGGGAAAUGGCACGUGUGCCAAGCGGCGGUUGAAACAGUUCUUCGCGGCGGAACUUUACGACCCAUCUCAGAUCUCCUUGAAUCUCCGUCGUUAAUCUCCUCCGGUGAGUCUUCCGAGAUCUGUACCGAUAUCAGGCGGAUGCAGCGCCGAGACGGUUCCGGUAACGAGAACCAUUUCCACUUCUCAGCUUCCAGAUCUAAGUUAAACACGACGGAGAUUGAAGAGUCUCCGGUUAAUCGGAAACGAAUGAAAUCCGAUCGGUCUGAGUCUGAUCUGAAUCUCCAACUGAACCACGGCUUAGCUCUAACCGGUCCGGUUGUACCGGUUCCUUUGCUUCCUCGUCCUCCAUCGUUUUGCAAGGCGGUUAACGGUGAUCGUCCGGGAAGUCCAUCGGAGGAAUCUGUAACGACGUCGUGUUGGGAAGAUGGAAUCAACGGAGACGGAUACAGGAACAAAAGAGAGAGAAAGUUAUUAAACCUUUUUGUUUAAAACCGACGACGCAAACUCUUCGCACUCAGUUUUUGACUGUCCUUUUAGGGUUUUUUUGGUUGUUGUCGUGAGGGAAGUGGAUUUUUAAUUUAGCCGCAUAAUUAUUGGCUAAUUAACUGAUUUCUCUAUCGAGAAAUAUGAUAAUUUUUGGUGAUAUGUACUAUCUUGCCGAUGAAAAUAAAUAAGCUAUUGAGAAUGGUUUUGGAUAUUUUGCAUGUUCUAGUUUUUCUAAACUUUUUUUUGUUUUAUCAAUCAAUUUUACAAUAGUUUUAAUGAACUUAUUAACUCCAUUAAUUUUUA